UCCGAGUCAACGGAUUUGAACCCAAGCUCGGAUUUAAAAUGAGCAGCCUUUCCUGGAGACGUGUUUUCUGCUGUGCUGUCUUUAGUCUGGUCAUAAUUUUGGGCAGACUCACAGAUGCCAUGCUGGAAGGCUCCUCUAUGGGAUACCUGAGUCAGCCUCAUUUUCAGGAGCCCACAGCAUUCCCACAAAUCAUCCGGGUGUCUGAUGUGAAGGCGUCUCACGAUGGUCAAAAAGUCACCUUUAGAAAGAAAAGGAAUAUUUUUUAUCAGGGUGGACUUCGACUGUGUGGACAAGAUACUGCAGAGGAUAUUGUUGCAAACCAUCUGGGCUACUUCCACCUCAGAGUGUGCCAGGAGACUGUGUGGGAGGCUUUUAAGAUCUUCUGGGACCGACUGCCUGAACAAGGCGAGUACCAAAGCUGGAUGAACAAGUGCCAGGAAGGGUUGGUCACUGCCCAGGAUAUUGGCAGCUACUUUAGCCAGUCAGAGGAGCAUCAAGCUCUGGUUAAACAGAGAAUGUCGCAUGUAGCUUUGAAAAGCGAGCCCACCAGAUCCUGGAAGCAUAUGUGCAGCACACCAUCACCAGCGAGUUCAGAAAAAGUUGAAGCCGCUGAGUUUGAAGAUUUAGAUCAAGGAGAGCAUAAUCCAGCCACUGUUUCACCAGAAGUGGUCGACACUCCACUGUUCAAUGAAAUCCCAGUUAAGGCCACAUCUGCCACUGUGCUGGAGCAGGUGGUGGAGCUAAGCAUCCUCCUAACAGGAGAGGCCUUCUGUGAAGACCUCAAAAAUCCUGCCAGCCUCAAGUUCCAGAUGCUCAGCAGAGACCUUGCAGAAAAGAUAGAAGAUGCUCUAGAGGGGCUUCCUGGAUUUAAGGGUGUGUCUGUAAUUGAUUUCAGACCACAGAAAGACACUCAGUGGGUGGAUGGCAUAGUGGUGGAUUAUGCAGUGACAGUAGAGGUGGAUGGAUCCGGAGUGAGCUCUGAACAACUGAACUACCUAACCCUGCAGUCCAACUUGGUGGAGAACUCCUAUCAUGAGAUCCAGGAGCCCUCCAUGGUUGUCUACACAAUCAGUGAAAUUAAAAACAUCUCUACCGAAGGCCAUCAACUCAACGAGCUGGAGAGUGUGUCUGAGAUUGCUGAGGCUGUCAGCAUUGCAGACGGAGCGACGGAUAUUGGUGCUGUAGACCUAUCAGAUGUCUUGACACCGGAUGACCCGUCUGGAGAUCAAAACCUCCCGCCAGCUUCAGAAAACAACACUCUGGCAACAGGGGAUGGCAUUAUAAUUUUGGAGGAGAGUGGACUUGUGUCCCCAGAGGCGGUGCUCACUACCGAUCCACCUGAAGGUGGUAGCAUUGAAGAUGAGAAUUUGUUGCCAGAGGAUAUCGUGCUGCCUCCUUCUACAGUGGCCAUCCAACCAGAAGAGCUCCUACCUGAACCUCCCUCCUCUGAGCUACCAAAGAGCAUCACACUGCCUGAACCACCAGUGGAAACUGAGGCCUCUGGAUCAGGCAGAGAAAAUCUCUAUGAUCCAACCACUGAAGAGGACCAAAUUUCCCUUGUAGAGAACAAAGAUGCCAAAUCAGGAGAUGAAUCAGGGAGAGAUGAUCAAGCUUCAGCUGAAGAGGAAUCAGUUGCCACAAUGUUUGAAGAGGAGCCCCAGGUCAAGGUUGGGAUCUCGGAGGACCUUGAGAUCUCUACCGUUUUGACAACAACAGAUAUAGAAACAGGCCAGCCGGCUCUUCUACCACCUACAGAGACUCUGAUUAUACCAAGUGAGGUUUUAGAGCCUGAUGUUCCCACAACUAUUCUGAACUCUGAUGUUGAGGUACCAGUGGAUGGAGAACCACAGGACUCUAACCCCAGGGAUAAAGACCCUGGGGAAGUUUUCAGGGUCAAUGUGGUAUUAACCUCUUCUGAGGAACCUGCAUUUGACGAGAAAGGCUUUGACAGGACAAUAGAAAGUGAUGGAAGUGAAGUGAAAGAGGGAUCUUUGUCUGAAGCCAUGGGUAUAGACGAGGGGACACCUUUAAAGCCAGAGAUCUUAGCAGGAGAUCUUGUUGAAGAUGAGAUAUUACUGGUCAACAAAGAUGAUCCAAAGUUACCUGCAACAGACUUUCCACGUUACACCCUCCCAACUGCCCUGUCCCCAGAGAAGAACUCCCCUUUCACAAUAGUCUCUUCCAUUAUCCCGGAUACUGAUGGCCCAACUGACACAGUGAUUACUUCAUCAGUGAAGACCACUGAAGAGGACCUGGGGGAUGUCACUGUUGGAGAUCACAGAUAUGAAGUGAUUCCUUAUGAUUAUGGUUUGACAAAUCAGACAGAGGAGGGCAGCACCGGAUCCCCAUUCAGUGUGGCCCAUGGCACAGAGCAAGCCAGCAUUGCCAUGCCUACAAGCCCUAGAAGAGCUCUGAUAGUCUUCUUCAGCCUGAGGGUGACCAACAUGGUUUUCUCUGAAGAUCUUUUUAACAAGAGCUCUCCAGAGUACAAGGCUUUGGAGCAACGAUUCCUAGAACUGCUUGUGCCCUACCUUCAGUCCAACCUGAGUCACUUUGAGAACCUGGAGAUCCUAAACUUCAGAAACGGAAGUAUCGUUGUUAACAGCCGGAUGAAGUUUGUAAAGCCUGUGGCCCGUGGCGUCACCUCUACUGUGUAUCUCAUCCUUGAGGACUUCUGUAACACGGCUUAUCAGACCAUGAAUCUAGCAAUUGAUAAAUACUCUCUGGAUGUGGAGUCAGGGGACCAAGCAGACCCCUGCAAGUUUCAGGCGUGCAACGAGUAUGCAGAAUGUAAAGUGAACAGGUGGUCGGGUGAAGCGGAGUGUGUUUGUAAUGCAGGCUACUUUAGCGUUGACGGCCUGCCUUGUCAGAGCAUCUGUGAACUGCAGGGAGACUUUUGCCUCAAUGACGGCAAGUGUGACAUCAUCCCUGGCCAGGGAGCCAUCUGCAGAUGUCGUGUUGGAGAGAACUGGUGGUACAGAGGAGAACACUGCGAGGAAUACGUGUCUGAGCCACUGGUAGUUGGCAUAGCCAUUGCCUCUGUUGCUGGUUUUCUGUUUGUGGCAUCUGGGGUGCUGUUCUUCCUGGCCAGAACUCUACGGGAUCAGUAUGACAAGGAGGAGUCAGAGGAUCCCAUACGGCGUGUGGAAAGUCUUCCAUCCCUGGAGCGGGCGACCAAAUACAACCCCAUGUAUGAAAGUGAAGCCACAACAGGCUACAGCCACUACUACCGGCGUUAUCCUGAAGCCGCUAUGUACAGUAGUGCCAGCCCUGAAGCAUCAACUGACUUUAGCAGCGAGGAGAUUCGCCAUAUUUAUGAGAACAGUGAGCUGACCAGGGAGGAAAUCCAAGACAGGAUACGGAUCAUUGAACUCUACGCUAAGGACCGGCAGUUUGCAGACUUUGUGCGGCAGCAUCAAGCGGUCCUGGAUACUCGCAGAGAAAGCUCCUCCACCCACACAUGAAGCUGCACACAAGGAACCCACCCUCUGAUCAAAAAUGAAGCUCUCUAUCAGGAUGCUUCCUUCAUUGCCAUUUUCCUCGUACUCCGGAUUGUUUAGGUUAUUUUUAGCACUUUUUUAUUUGAGACAUUGCGUCUACUGUGCAUCUAUCCCUCUGAACAUGGACAUUAACCUUUCAUCCACGUACCUCUGUGCCUUCUUCUGACUGGGUGAGCGUCCUGUGAAGUUGCGGCCCGUUCCUGCUCAUGUUUUUGCUGCUUAUAGAUCAGACUGUUGGGAAAACUUGGCCUCAUCCUGUAACUUGAACAGAAAUGUAACAAAAAUAAAACAACAAUUAACUAUUGUUUAAUGGGAUAGCUGUCUAAUUGUAUUGUCUUCUGUCUGCCUUCUCUUAAAGGGGAAGAAUAUGAGUUUCAACAUGUUUAUAUAGUUAAACUGAUAUUCGUCUAUCGGUGGUGUACUCUGUCUUUGAUAUUUGUAAUGAUCAGAUUAAGUUCUUAGCUCAAUCAGAGAGCAUUCGAAAAAAAGUGGUUCUUUUUUUUAGUUGUUGGUGCUAUUCUAACUUUAAAGAACCUCCUGUAUAUGUUAUAUUUUUGUUGAUUUAUUUUACAGUCUAA
This is a messenger RNA of Cyprinodon variegatus (sheepshead minnow), 4078 nucleotides long. RefSeq names its product interphotoreceptor matrix proteoglycan 2 (gene impg2a). The record is from RefSeq and is a predicted model, not a curated record. Gene Ontology annotation, molecular function: hyaluronic acid binding; heparin binding. The transcript is spliced from 23 exons. Gene Ontology annotation, biological process: visual perception. Lineage: Eukaryota; Metazoa; Chordata; Actinopteri; Cyprinodontiformes; Cyprinodontidae. Bases 39 to 3464 code for a protein of 1141 amino acids.